AAAGCGUUCUGACAGGCCAAGUUCCAUUAGUGAAUAAGUUCAGUUCAUUGUUAUUCGACAUAGGGUGUGUACGUGUUUUCUAUAAGUUCAAUUAGAAGUAAAAUUAUUAUCAAAAUGGUGAAAGUAGACGUUAAAUAUACAAAGUUGUUUAUCAACAAUGAGUGGACGGAUGCGGUUAGCAAAAAGACUUUCCCCACCAUAAAUCCUCAAGAUGAAACUGUCAUUGCUAAUAUUGCAGAAGGAGACAAGGCUGAUGUAGACAAAGCAGUAGCAGCAGCCAAAAAAGCCUUCCACCGGUACUCAGAAUGGCGUACCAUGGAUGCGUCACGACGUGGUCUUCUAUUACUUAAAUUAGCGGAACUCAUUGAAUCACAAGCCCGAUAUCUAGCAGAACUUGAGACCUUAGAUACUGGGAAACCUGUUAAAAAUGCUGAGUAUGAUGUGUAUUUUUCCGCUUCAGUACUAAGAUAUUACGCUGGGAAAGCCGAUAAAAUUUUAGGAAAUACAAUACCUGCAGACGGUGAAGUUCUAACCUUUACGUUAAAAGAGCCCGUGGGAGUUUGUGCACAAAUCAUACCAUGGAACUAUCCCAUAUUAAUGAUGUCAUGGAAGAUUGCUCCAGCUUUAGCUGCAGGUUGCACAGUGGUGGUAAAACCCGCUGAACAGACUCCUCUGACAGCUCUCGCUGUGGCUACUCUUAUUAAGGAGGGGUUUCCUCCUGGAGUUGUAAACGUCGUCCCAGGCUAUGGGCCUACUGCUGGCGCUGCCCUUACGCAUCAUCCAGACGUUGACAAAGUUGCAUUCACUGGCUCUACUGAGGUCGGUCGUAUUAUAUUGGGAGCUGCUCCUUCUGUGAAUCUGAAACGAGUGGCUUUGGAGCUCGGCGGGAAAAGUCCAUUGGUGAUAUUCAAUGAUGCUGAUGUGGAAAAAGCAGCUCAAAUUGCACACGCAGCUGCUUUUGAAAAUGCAGGACAGUGCUGCUGUGCUGGUACCAGAACUUAUGUCCAGUCCGGCAUAUACGACCAAUUCAUUGCGAAGGCAGCUGAAAUCGCUAAGAAGCGGUCCGUCGGAAAUCCCUUCGAGAAUGUUCAACAGGGACCUCAGAUCGACAAAGAGAUGUACAAUAAGGUGCUUGCCUACAUAGAGGCGGGAAAGCAAGGAGGCGCAAGAUGUAUUGCUGGCGGUGACAAGCUAGGAAAUAAAGGAUACUACAUUCAGCCCACCGUCUUCGCUGAUGUCAAGGAUGAUAUGAAAAUAGCUAGAGAAGAGAUCUUUGGCCCCGUACAAAGUAUUUUCAAAUUCGAGACUUUAGAAGAAGUAAUCGAUCGGGCCAACGACACAAACUAUGGACUUGCAUCUGGUAUUAUCACAAACGAUAUCACAAGAGCCUUAACUUUCGCUAAGCAUGUAAAAUCUGGAUCCGUUUGGAUAAAUACAUAUGACCAUUUAACAAGUCAAACUCCAUUCGGUGGUUUCAAGGAAUCCGGCCUCGGCAGGGAGUUAGGAGAAGAUGGUAUCAAUCAGUAUUUAGAAUGCAAGACUGUAACAUUGAAUUUGCCAAAAGUGUCCCAAUUUUAAACGCCAUAUUUUCACCUGUCAUACAAAACCUGAUAACCUUAUGUAUUAUUAAUAAGUAAACUAUGUGUGCCUGCUUAUAUUUUGUUAUUUUUUACUACAUUUACAUAAAAACGUUAUUGUAAUACUAAUGGCUGUUAAUUAAAUACUUGAUUUUUCAA
Molecule: messenger RNA, 1736 nt
Organism: Galleria mellonella (greater wax moth)
Lineage: Eukaryota; Metazoa; Arthropoda; Insecta; Lepidoptera; Pyralidae
Product: aldehyde dehydrogenase X, mitochondrial-like
Molecular function (GO): aldehyde dehydrogenase (NAD+) activity
Source: RefSeq, a predicted model, not a curated record